Messenger RNA from Ostreobium quekettii, 1311 nucleotides. The record is from the annotation of a GenBank genome assembly. Lineage: Eukaryota; Viridiplantae; Chlorophyta; Ulvophyceae; Bryopsidales; Ostreobiaceae.
AUGUCUACCAAGCCUGCCGAGUCACUGGCCACACCAUCAAAUGCUUUUGAGCAGUCUGAUGUCUGCAAACGCUCGGGAACAAGCCCCAAUGUGCAACGGGUGGUGGCGAAGGAUGGCUUGCACGCCCUGCUGGGUAAUGCCUUGAGGCGCGUGAGCAAGGUGGACAAAAAGCGUGCCAGGGAAGCUGCCAGGCAAAAGUACAGCCAUGAUGGUGGUGGAGAUGGGGAGAUGGUCAUGGGUUUCACCGAUGAUGGGGAUGAAAUGGGAGCAAGAGAGAGUACUGGGGGUGGGAAGGACAAGAGGCGCAGGACAGGCAGAGUGUGCCCCAUGUGGGACAUGCCCAAUGUGAAGGGCAUGAAAACAGGCAUCUGGGCGGACGAUGAAACUGAGGCCCUUGAACGGGCACUUGCGGCAAUCGCGACAGAGUGUGGCAUACCCGAUGAGGAACUAUGGACAGAGUGGAUGUUUAAUCGGAAGGGGCAGAAGCACUCGGGUGGGGCUAAGGGGAUGUGGUACAGGAUCCAUAAGGACUACAUUCCACACAGGAAGCCAAGGCACAUCUACGACAGGGCAAAGGCGUUGGUGUUCAAGAAAGCAUACAAACAGGGCAGUUGGACAGCUGAGGAGGAUGCUAAGCUCACGGAGUUGAUCAGUCAAUGGGGCUACCAAUGGAGGAAGAUCUCUGCUGAACUGAGCCGCUCACACCCCAGUUGCAAGUAUCGAUGGAGGUGGAUACAGCAAGGCCUGCCAAAGACAAACAGGUGGAGUGAGCAGGAGAGCCAGAAACUUCAGGAGAUCGUGUUGGAGUACCUGUGGCUGGUGGACGAUGUAAUGCGGGGACGAGAGGAGCACAGCGAGCGCUUGCAGCUGGAGUACUUCACCCUGGAAGAGGUGGCAGACUCCCUCAAGAGGAAGCUGAGCUACAAGUCAGACGAUCGGCAGGUACGGGAUGACAUCAACUGGGACCUUAUCGCAUCCAAGAUGGAAACACGGAAUGAGCGACAGUGCCUGCGAGAAUGGUACACGUCAAGUAUGCCGUCAAUGGUUGAAUGUGGUCAGUGGGGAAAAGGCGAAGACAAAUGGCUGCUUGCGUCUUUGUACUUCGCUGGGGAGAGCCAGGAGUCGGAUGUCUGCUGGGACGACCUUGUGCCUGGCCGAACAGCGUCACAGUGCCAGAAGCGCUGGCGGCUGAUGUGCAAGGCGCUGCAUGGCGGCCGCAAUGUGGAGUUCACGAGCAAGGUAGAGACACUCCUAGAGUCGUUCGUCCCUCGCCUGGCUUCGCUCAUCAAGGAGCUGGAAUCGACGCCCGGG